Messenger RNA from Melanotaenia boesemani (Boeseman's rainbowfish), 4205 nucleotides. Its product is annotated as semaphorin-4B-like. Gene Ontology annotation, biological process: semaphorin-plexin signaling pathway; axon guidance; negative chemotaxis. The record is from RefSeq and is a predicted model, not a curated record. The transcript is spliced from 14 exons. The coding region runs from base 392 to 2791 and encodes 799 amino acids. Gene Ontology annotation, molecular function: semaphorin receptor binding; chemorepellent activity. NCBI's taxonomy places the organism in Eukaryota, Metazoa, Chordata, Actinopteri, Atheriniformes, Melanotaeniidae.
AAGUGAAACAGGGAGAAACAGAACUUCUUCUUUUCUGUUUGUGUUCAGAGAAAAAAAGAGACGCUAACAGGAUGUAGAACUUCCAACAACUUUCUGCACAUUUGAAGUCAGUGAACGCAUCGUCAGACCACUUAUCUGGCAUCUCGACAGCUGCAGCCUCUGAUGCAUUUCAAGCCCUGAUGGUCCUCAGAGAACCUUCCUCCGCCUCCUCUUCCUCCCUCCGACCUAAAAAGGAAGCUGUGGUCGAGUCUUACUGAAAAUUAUCUGCAGUCUCGCUUUCAUACUGAGUGUCACUGCACUCAGCGCCGUAGAUCUAAACCAGAUAAGAAACACAAACUGUUCUUCGUUUAUCAUCUGUUUACUGUCAUCCCGUCAUCAUUGCUCCUCCACCAUGGCUUCUUCAGUCCUCCUCCUCUUCCUCAGCCUCUUCUUGAGCUCCGCAGGCUCGCUGAUUCCUCCUCGGACCUCCUUCCUCCUCAACUCGACAGAGAGACCCCUGGUCCACUUCAGCCUCCCUGACGUCCACAACACCACCACGUUGUUGCUUAGCAACGACGGCUCCACCCUGUUUGUUGGGGCACGAGACGCCAUCCUCUCAUUGGAUGUCAAUCAGCAGGAUGUCAUCAGGCUGAAGAAGAAGGUGCAGUGGAGUCCCACUGAGGACGACAUAAACAGCUGCCAGACUAAAGGAAAGAACCCAACGACCGACUGUCCAAACUUUGUCCAUGUGUUGCAACCACUGAACUCCACCCACCUCUACGCCUGCGGUAGCUACGCCUACAGUCCCCACAAUGCCUACAUCGAUGUUGAAAGCUUCUCCAUCCUCCAUCAGAAUGGUGCUAAAGGCCACUGUCCUUUCAGCCCUUUCCAGAGGAGCACCGCCAUCACCAUCGACGGUGAGCUGUUUACCGCCACGACCACCGACUUUAAAGGAGUCCAACCACAGAUUUCUAGAUUCCUCAGCAAAGACCACCGGCCAGAUGUCAAACUGGAGCUUUCCAGCAACUUACUGGAAGAACCAACCUUUGUGAGCUCAUCACAGGACCCAGCAGAGGGGAAACUCUACUUCUUCUUUAAUGAAGUUGGGAAAGAGUUCAACUAUUUGGUCAAACUUAGAAUCUCUCGGGUGGCUCAAGUCUGCAAGAGUGAUACUGGAGGUCAAAGGAUUCUGCAGAGGAAGUGGACGUCCUUUGCCAAAGCCCCUGUGCUCUGUCAGUCCCCCAAACAACUUCUGUUCAACAUAGUCCAGGAUGUGUUCACCCUCCAGCCACCAGAGGGCAGCGACGCUGAAGAGACGCUGUUCUACGGUGUCUUCACCUCUCAGUGGUCCAGAAGCCCAGAGUCUGCAGUUUGUGUAUUUAAGCUCAAGGACAUCAGAGCUGUGUUCACGUCCACUUAUAAGACUUUGGACACGAAGACCAACCAGUGGAAGCUUCUUCUGCAAAAAUACUCCCACCUGGGAAAGUGUGGACUCGCUGAUUCUCCAGAUUCUGACCUGAUGUUGGUAAAGACGAAUUUCCUGACCAGAGAUGGUGUGAAAUCAGACAACGGGCCGAUUCUUGUUACAUCUGAGCAGCAGUACAGUCGAGUAACCGUGAUGAGGACGCAGGCGGCCAACGGGAAAUACUACACCGUCCUGUUCCUUCUUACAGAAUCUGGCUUCCUCCACAAGGUGGCUUUGUUUGAUCAGGGUGCUCGAGUCAUUGAGGAGAUUCAGGUCUUCACACAACCUCAGCUGAUCAAAAACAUCAUAUUUUCCUCCUCCAAGGGGGUUGUGUAUGUGGGAACAUCUGAGGGCGUGACGGCCGUACCUGUGGCCCAGUGUUUGAUCUACAGGAGCUGCAGCCAGUGUGUUCUGGCCAGAGACCCUCUGUGUGGAUGGAGCCGGACCAGGAAGAUCUGUUCGGGUCUGGACGGCAACCACGAGGACAUGAUUCAAAAUCUGGAGAACAGCAAUGUGGAGGAUGAAUGUCAGGAGGAAAACAGGGCCACUGAAGACAGAGAAGUCAGAGUUCCUCUGAAUGAAGUUGUGAGACUUCAGUGUGUGAAACCAUCCAACCUGGCCACUCUCACCUGGACCUCCUCCCGCUUCACAAGUCUGCAGGAGGAGCUCUUCCUCCAGUCAGCUGAUGGAAGCCUCAGCUUCCUCGCCACCUCCAACACCUUUGGAAGCUACAGCUGCGAGGCUGAGGAAGGUGGAGUCAGGGAAGUAGUUGUCAGGUAUGAUGUCCAGCAGACGGCCACUCCACGCUCCAUGAAGCCCUCAUUUACGCAGGGCAAAGACGAGAUGUUUGAGGACAUCGCAACGGAGGAGCCGACGCCUGCUGGGGGACAAACAGAAGACUACGAUGAAGAGAGAAGAAUAAUUACCCAGAAAGAAGAUCCAGGUCUAAAACACGACUUUACUGAAGAGUCAGAAGGCCACUUGACCCCUUCUGAAGCUGGUAGGACCCUAACUAAAACUGAGUCCAGUAACGGAGGUCUUGGGCUGCAGGGUGGCAGCAAUCUAGACGUCACCUCCACCUCCAGAAAAGAAAGUCAUUCCUUACUGGAGCCUCCAAAACAGAGAAGCUACCACAGCGAGCUGGUGGUGGUCUCCUUCCUGCUGGCGGCCUGCAUCUUCCUCCUGCUUCUGGGAUCGCUCCACAUGUGGAGACAGAAGAAAAGUGGCCACAAAUCAGAUCGUCUGGUUGGUCCGGAGGCAGGAAGCAAGACCAUCACGUCCAUGGAGUUCUGCUCCCUGAGCAGCCCGGAGGAAGCCGGUUCCGAGCUGAAGGAUGUUCAGGCGUAGUGCCUCAGAAAUGAUGCCUCAACCCAGUUCCAUGGAGGGCUGAGCUCCAUGUUUCACCUCUAACUCUGCCCCAGCCUCGGCUCUUCAUUUCCACACAAGGCUCCUUCACACGGAGAUUUGAAACUGAAAUGUGUUUUAUUUUUAGUUCUGGAGAACAUCAGCGUCUCCACUCCUGCUUAAAAACAUGGCAUUGUUCACAGGUUGAGUGGGGUGGAUAUAAGCAUGAACAAUUUUACCCUCAGAGCCAGAAGGUCUUCACUUCAGCCUCUCAGGAGCCGACGCUCUUAGUUUUAUUUUCAUUUAUUUUUAGGUAGAAUUUAAUAGAAAAUUAAUCCAGAAUUCAGAGGAAAACCUUUUAGUCUGAAGAAAAGAGCAUCAGCUUGUUCCUGCAUUUUAAUUUUAAUGUGUGUGUGUGUGUGUGUGUGUGUGUGUGUGUGUGUGUGUGUGUGUGUGUGUGUGUGUGUGUGUGUGUGUGUGUGUGUGUGUGUGUGUGUGUGUUUGGUGAUCGCUUCAACAAACACCCAUUUAUUUUUUACCUUGGAGUUUUUAACCUGGGCCUCGUUUUUCUUUAACUGAAUGUAAAAUAUUUAUUAGCACAGAAAUCAAUGUGACAAAAUGUUUCGACCUGCUGGAGAGUUUUCAAGAAAUACAAGAAGUCAUAAAUAUAUAUAUAUAUAAAUAUAUAUAUAUAUAUUUAUGAAGCCAUAAGCAUUUUUCCUCAGGAUUUCCAUAGAAUGUUUCAUGUCACCAAGUUUCUCAGGUAAAACUAAUCUAGAAUAAUUCAUUCUUAGUUGUAACUUAGUUAUAGUUUUGUAUUAAAGUUAUAAUACUGAGAUCAUAGACUGACUGGCAAAAACAGAAAAAACGAUUUAACUAAGCUACCAGGUCGGAGCCUCAGACGGGAUGAUUCCUGCAGGGCGAUCGUCUUCAGCUGCAUCAAGUUAACUCCAGCUGAUGCAACGAGCAGCUUCUCAUGAGGAAGGACACAUCCGUGGUCGUGGAGAAGAUGUUAGUCUGUUCCAGACGGUUCAGAUCAUCGGCAUCAAGCAGAGAAAACAUCUCAGGAGAAGCAGAAACUAGAACUGGGUUCAGAACUGUCCAACCAUCAUUAAAAACUGGAAGGAUGGUGGGAACCAUCGUCUUCCAGGAAGAAACGUGGUCAGAAAAACUUCCUGAAUGAUGGUGAUUAAUUAAAGGUUUGGUGGAACCAGAUGGAAGAAAAACAGCAGUAGAGCUCAGGACCAUGUUUAAUAGUGAAAGUUAGAACUUUUCCACAUGAACGAUGUGAAGGAGCUCAAGGGACUGAACAGCUGUGGAGCCAGAAGAAAACCACGAACCAGUGAAGCUAACCGGAGAAAAAGGCUUCAGGUUGCUAGGGAGCAUAAAGACUGGACUCUGGAGCCAUGGAAGAGGG